AUCAGACUCUGAUACACACUUUAUCUUCUUUUAAGAAUGAGGAUACAUUUCACUGGAUGGUUAACACAGGACAGUCUUUGAGAGGCAAGUGUAUUUACACCUUGUGUUCUCACAACCAAGAUGGCCACUUUUGACAACAACAAGGCCAACCAAACCAAUGUCAGUGCCUUCUACUGUCAAUUUAAUGAAGAUUUUAAAUAUAUUCUCCUUCCUGUCAGCUAUGCCCUGGUCUUUGUGAUCGGUCUGGCGCUGAACACCACAGCACUGUAUGUGAUUGUGUUCCGCACAAAGCGCUGGAAGCCAUCCACCAUCUACAUGUUCAACCUGACGAUGUGUGACACACUCUACAUCUUGACUCUGCCCUUCCUCAUCUAUUACUAUGCUGAUGAGAAUGACUGGCCCUUCAGUGAACCGUUCUGCAAGAUUAUACGUUUCCUGUUUUAUGCCAACUUAUACGGUUCCAUACUGUUCCUGUGCUGCAUCAGUCUGCAUCGGUUCGUUGGCAUCUGCUAUCCAGUCCACUCCCUGUACUGGGUCAGCGCUCGUCGAGCCAGGCUGGUGUCUGUGGCAGUGUGGGCCUGUGUUUUAUUCUGCCAAGCACCUGUUCUCUACUUCUCAAGAACUAGGGAUGUGGACACUGAGCGGACCUGCUAUGACACCACCAGCCCAGAGCUCUUUGAUGAGUUCCUGGUUUACAGCUCAGUCGUGUCAGUGCUCAUGUUUGCCCUGCCCUUCAUGGUGGUAAUGGUGUGCUAUGGCCUCAUGGUGAGGAAGCUUCUUGAGCCCAGCUGGAGGUCUGAAGGGGGAACUGAAGGGGAGAGAGGAGGCCUGGCAGCCCAGCGGUCCAAGCAGAAGUCAGUGAAGAUGAUUAUCAUUGUGCUGGCAAUGUUCAUGCUCUGCUUCCUCCCUUUCCACCUCACCAGGAGCCUUUACUACUCUUUCAGAUACCUGAGGCAGGUCAAUCCAGCACAGGUCAGCUGUAAUUUGCUGGAGGGCUCUAGUAUUGCCUACAAGAUCACCCGACCUUUGGCCAGUGCCAACAGCUGUGUGGACCCCAUCCUUUACUUCUUGGCUGGGCAGGAAGGCCGCAGUAACCUCACCAAGAAGACCAAGUCAUCUACAUCAAAUCCUACAAGUGUGAGCCAGCGUUUGACAACCCAGCUCUGAUCCAAUAGUUGGUUAGUCUCCUCUGGUAGAUGUGACAACCCAUAACCGCUUAAAGACUGAACUUUUCAAUACAAUGUCAGUUGUCUGUUUAGCAAGCACAGGACUUCUGAGGGUAAGGUCUCUCCAUGAAGAUGCAAAAGUGUUUCCAAGAAAUAAUUAAACGUUUUUUUUCUUCAAGAGUUUAAUUUAUAUAGAUACAUACUAUACAUGCAUAGUAUUUAUUUAGAAAUUUCACUGGAAGUAAAUAGAAACAUUUUAGAAUAUUUAAAACCUUGUUUGACUGCUAAAAGUCUUAGAAUCACUCGUUUCAGGUUGGAGUUGUACAAGGUACAGUCAAGGACACUGCAUUCAGAUUUCCAUUAUUAACUAAAGUGCAUUGGUUUGACCAGAUAUAAAACAAGGGACAAUGCAGUUAUGAUGAUAAAAGGUUAUAAACAUCUAAAUCAUGUCGGGUCCUCCUGCCUUAAAGCAUUUAAAGGAUUGAAAAAUAGAAUAGAGAUCUUUUCUUUUAUAAUGUUUAAAAAGUAAACUAUUGACAAAGCUAAAGCAUAUGGUGCUUCACAGCUGGGGGUUUGCUAAUGAAUCGAUCGAACAACUGAUGCACGUGGUGUUUGUUUGUUUGUGUAGGAACAAGUUUUUCUCAGCACCACCUUCCUCUGAGCCACAUCUCAGACAGGUCCGUGUUACCCGCCCUGGUCAGCCACUCUGUGCCUUUUAAAGCUUGUUUUGAAUGUACUGCUGCAAUGUGUGCGUGUGCCUGUGUCACUUUGUGUCACAAAAUAUGAAGAAUGUUAUAAUA
This is a messenger RNA of Toxotes jaculatrix (banded archerfish), 1966 nucleotides long. It is a transcript of the gene p2ry2.1, whose product is annotated as purinergic receptor P2Y2, tandem duplicate 1. Gene Ontology annotation, biological process: G protein-coupled receptor signaling pathway. The transcript has 5 exons. Bases 121 to 1167 code for a protein of 348 amino acids. Gene Ontology annotation, cellular component: plasma membrane. Gene Ontology annotation, molecular function: G protein-coupled UTP receptor activity; A1 adenosine receptor binding. Lineage: Eukaryota; Metazoa; Chordata; Actinopteri; Toxotidae. The record is from RefSeq and is a predicted model, not a curated record.